AUGUCAGCCAGGGAUUCUUUUCGGAAAGCCCUGGAAGUGGAGAGCUACCACACAAGGUUCAGUGCCUGGACACCUUUUAGCAACGCCUCAUUAAAUAGACAGCUUUUUCAGGAAAGAGUUGCUCUUAUAAGUCAUUGGUUUGACCUCUGGACUAACAAGCAACGUCAAGAAUUCUUAUUCGCAAUUUUUUUACGAUGCAGUAAAUCACAAUUAAGGUUUGUCCAAGACUGGUUUUCAGAAAGGAAGCAAGUAGCCAGAGUGGAUUUCUGUGCAGCGUUACCACGUGUCCUGUCUCUGCACGUUUUCUCCUUUCUGAAUCCAAAAGAUUUGUGUGCAGCUGCGCAAGUCAGCUGGUUCUGGAAGUUUUUAACUGAACAGGAUUGCUUAUGGAUGCCCAAAUGCAUUAAGUUUGGAUGGUUUUUGCCCUAUACUCCAACAGAUAAUGAGUUUGGGGCUUGGAAGCACCAUUAUAUUGCCUGUGUGUCCAACUUAGAUUGGCUGACACCUAGGGAAGCUGGGGCUAUUUAUGGGACACUGAAUGAACCCAAAACAGAAGAUGAAGAGCUAGUGGAGAGACAACGAGAAAAGUGCCUCAGAAGAAUGAUUUGGGGAGAAAUUGUACUACGUGAGAAGGAGUUAUUCAAAGUUCGACCCCCUUGGGUGAGUGGGACAUGUUGCUCUAGUUUGUUAAAACCCAAAUGCCAGCCUCGCCUCGCCCGAACUGUGAGAGAACGAGUGGGAUUACACGAAGCUUUGGAGAAACAACUUGUUUUGACAUCGUUAGAAGCCUUGCCCAAGCGAAGCAAUAUUUCUGGAAGACAUUCCUACCCUUUAUUAUCAAAGAAAAAUUGGUGUGGAGUUUAUAAAAGUGAUGAUAGCUCUUCAUAUUCUUUCCAUCCACAUGUCAUAUUAAUAUCAUCUCACGUUCCUGCAUAUGAGAUGGUGGUGGAAAGCGUUAAGCCUGGCGUCAUUUCUGUGGUGUACGAACACAGUGGCAUAACCUUGGAGAGCCUGCUUUAUCUCAUAGAAAAAGCACUGGAUGGGCGGAAGGCACAGAGCAUGGGAAUAUUUAGCGAUGGAGAUAGCAGAGACAUCAAUUUACUCCAAGGCUAUAAAAUUGGUAUUAAGAAUUUGCUGACGCCUGAAGUGAGAAAUUUCUGGGAGAAAUUAGGAAGCUUUGUGGCUACUGAAGAAGAAGAGGGUCAUGUGGAUAUCUUUGUGCCCCUUGGAGCUUCAGAGGCAGGAAUGGAAGUUCUUUCUCAGCUGUCUCAACUAACUGGCACAUUCUUUACCGCCCCCACUGGGAUUGCAACUGGCUCUUACCAACACAUUCUCAGUGACUGGCUGGGACCCCCGUGGGGAAGGGCACCUCCUUCACUCUACUUCACCCAGCCGAAGCUGCAGACGUGGUCCAGCCUCACAGACUUCCUGGAAGACACCUUGAGAUCGGUAAGGAAACAGCUUCGUCCUCUCUUCAAGGAGCUGCGGGAGAGCAUCAGUGGCAGGAUGAUAGGGCAGUUUAUGUUUGACACCAUGAGUAUGGCCCACAUUCUGCAUAACCGAGAAAUUGUACAAGCUCUGGCAGAUGGUCUGAUGGAGCUGUCAAAAGAAGAUUCUGACAGACCUCUGGAAUUUUUGUCAUAUUUUCUGCUGAAGAAAUGUGAUAAAAAGAGCGAAGAUUUGGAAGGAAAUGUUAUUCUGACAAAAUGUGAACCAAAGGCAACAUUCAAUUUACUGGCGAAGCAAACAAAUGUCACAGAAGACAAUUCUCAGGACACAAAGUCAAGUCUUAGCAAAAAUGAUUUAAAUCUGGAAGUGCUGGUGAAACUGGAGAGGAAACUCCAGAUGGACUCAGCAGAAAAGCGAACUAGAGUUGUCAGGGAACUCUUACAGAGUGAGAGGAAAUAUGUGCAGAUGCUGGGAAUUCUGCGAGAUGUUUAUGUGAAGCCCCUGAAAGCAGCACUGUCAUCAAACAGAGCAAUUCUGAGUGCUGUCAAUAUCCAGAUCAUUUUCUCUGAUGUUCUGCAGAUUUUAAGUCUCAACAGGUGGUUUCUAGAUAACCUGAGAGACAGACUACAGGAGUGGGGCCCCGCUCAUUGUGUGGGAGACGUAGUCCUAAAGUUCGGAAGGCAGUUGAACACAUACACCAAUUUCUUCAACAAUUACCCUGUUGUUCUGAAAACUAUACAGAAGUGCAGAGAAAUGACACCAGCGUUCCGAGCUUUCCUGAAGAGACAUGAUAAGACUAUUGUUACCAAAAUGCUGAGCCUGCCGGAGCUGCUUUUGUACCCAUCCCGAAGAUUUGAAGAAUAUAUUAAUCUUCUCUAUGCCCUGAGGCUCCACACUCCUGCAGAACAUGUUGACCGUGAGGACCUGACCACUGCAGUUGACCAAAUCAAAAAAUACAAAGGUUAUAUAGAUCAGAUGAAGCAAAACAUCAGAAUGAAGGAUCAGCUGUUGGAUGUGCAGAGAAUCAUCAAGGGGUGCCCCGCUCUGUCAGAAGCGAAAAGGUAUCUGAUUAGGGUCCAAGAAGUAGCCCAACUUCACUGCUGUGAUGAGGAAAUAAGUUUCUCUUUAAGGCUCUAUGAACACAUCCGUGACCUCAGCCUUUUCCUCUUCAAUGAUGCAUUGCUUGUUUCUAGUCAGGACACAUCUCUGACUCCAUUUGAAAGGACUUCAAAAACCACCUACCAGUUCAUUGCUUCAGUGGCCCUUCAUAGGAUAUUUGUAGAAGAUAUUCCAGAUUCCAAGUAUGUCAAGAAUGCAUUUAUUCUUCAAGGUCCAAAACACGAAUGGAUUUGUGCUACAGAGGCAGAGCAAGACAAGUUCUUAUGGUUGUCAGCACUACAAAAUGCAAUCAAAAGUAGUAUGGAGAAGUGACACCAAACUUAAAGGAAACAUCAGGGGUGCCAAUUCUCCCUGUUCCAGGAUAUCCAGUAAGAAAUUAUUGGUCAUGGAUGAUGAGUGGACAACCAGGACAACCUAUAAGCUCCUUCCAACUUCAAAACUUUAUCAUCUAUGCUCACUUACAUAGAAUACAUUGUAAAAACAAUCUGAGUCCAAAAUUUUAAACCAGUUCUUUUGGCAGUUUUAUCUCAUGGAUAAUAUUAGACUGAUGUGACUUAUGUAAUGAAACCUAAGACAGAGCAAGCAUAUUGUAUAAAUUUUGUUUUAUAACCUAAUAAAAAAUAAAAGCAGAAUUUAGUGUUUUUUCUUAAAUGACGAGUCUAGAAAAGUAUUUUGUUAAUUAUUUACCAAUCAUCUUUAAUGAUAAUAAAAUAAUUAUUAAUUAAAAAUAUGUGUAAGGGCUUGGUGCCCAUAGCUCAGCGGUUAGGGUGCCGGCCACAUACACCAGGGCUGGCAGGUUCGAACCUGGCCUGGGCCUGCCAAACACCAAUGACAACUUCAACAAAAAAACCGCAGGGCGUUGUGGUGGGUGCCUGUAGUCUCAGCUACUUGGGAGGCCGAGGCAAGAGAAUCGCUUAAGCCCAAGAGUUGGAGGUUGCUGUGAGCUGUGACACCACAGCACUUUACCAAUAGAGACUCUGUCUCAAAAAAAAAAAAAAAGAAAAAAAAAAGUGUAAGAAACACAAAUGGCACUCUAUAGGAUAUAAAGUUUGUGUGCAAUUUACUAUGUUAAACUAUUUUAAAUUACGCACAAACGUUAUGUCCACCCUGUAUAUUCUUAACAUAGACCACUACAAAGUACUAAAAGUUUUUUUGUAAUUUUAAGUGGGGUUUUUUUUUGGGGGGGGGAGGGUAGCAAAAAUAAAUUCUUACAUCUUCCAAAAAAGCAGUGAUAAAAAUAUUUGUGAGGUUAUUAAAUUAGAAAGCAACUGAAAAAAAGCAAUGUUUAAAGAGCAAAAAUAAAUGGAAAACUAUCAAAACUGGCUGAGUAAUAAUUUAAAAAAGACAGCUCUGUUUAAAAUAAAGAAAUAGCAAAAUAGGUGCUGAGUCGAUUCCUAGGCCUUUAAAAGUUUCAUUUGGUUAUUUAAUAAACUGAAGCCAUAGUUAGCCAUUUGGACAUUUUAGGUGAUAUGUGCAAAAGUUUUAUCAGUAUUGAAAGCUUUAGGCUUUCCUUUCUGCUUCAUAUUCUCAUUUAAGGUAAUACAAUUGACUGGUUCAAUCUAAGACUGUGAACCCAAGCUACUUAAAUAUUUUCUUCGUUUAGCAAUGAAAACAUAAAUUCCUUCUAAUCUUACUUUUUUAAAAUUCAAAAUAAUAUUUUAAAAUACAAAUUUCUAAUUCUUAAACAUUUAAAUUAUUGUUUUUUAAAAAUGUACAAAAAUUAAAGUAUUAAGUUUUAUCAGUGUAAAAUAACACGUAUGGUUCUGCUAAGAUAUAUCCAUGUAGUUUAACAUCUAUGAUCCUACAGACAGAAUACAUCUUAACAGGAAUAUGUGCUGUUAGUUAGCAAUGAAUACAAAUUUACAAACAUAUCAAAAUGUACAUAUCAUGUAAAACAAAUUCUGAAAUGGUAUAUUAUCUUGAGGAGGGCACACUCCAGAAAACACUCUGUUAAUAGGAAAAAUCUGUCUUCCAUCUGGACCAAAAAAAAAAAAAAGUGACAAGAAAGCUGAAGAUAAAUUAGAAAUCAUAAGAAAUUUUCAUUUAUUCUGUGAAUAGUGAUAUCCUCAGAAGUUUUUAAACAUUUAUUCUGUGAAUAGUGAUAUCUUCAGAAGUUUUUAAACACGUUACUUGAAAAUAAUCUCUGUAGACUGACAGAGUUAAUGGAGAAUUAAGUGCACAAAUCAUGCAAAAGUGAUUUUCCAAGUUGACAGUACUUACGUAGGAGACUCAUACUUUCCCUUUACUGUGAGGGACAAUUAAGAAAGCCCUAUCUUCUUAGCUACUUCAUAAGUUUAUGUGACUGCUGCUGAAUUAAAAUCUCCCACAAAAUAAUUCUAAGUCACUGAUGAAGCUGAUCAAAUAUUCACAAAGAAAAUAUAAAAUCUGACAAGCUUUAUUAUUUGUCACAGUUGCCAUAUAAAAGAGAUCUCAAAGUACCAAGUGACUCCUAAACAAUACUGAUUACUGCAGAGAAGAAGACUUUCCUAGUAAAUUUCUUACAGUGAAAACAGCCUUAUCCAAUAUUAUUCUUUAAAACCAAAAACUAAAUAGGAAACUCAUUUUAAAGAUGUUUACAGAACAGAUACAGAUGCUUUAUGCAAAAAUAUUAAACCUAAAAAGAGGACAAACAGACUAUGUUUCCUUUUUGCAAAGAUUUCUUAG
Messenger RNA from Nycticebus coucang (slow loris), 5232 nucleotides. RefSeq names its product epithelial cell transforming 2 like (gene ECT2L). Lineage: Eukaryota; Metazoa; Chordata; Mammalia; Primates; Lorisidae. The record is from RefSeq and is a predicted model, not a curated record. Bases 1 to 2880 code for a protein of 959 amino acids. The transcript is spliced from 21 exons. Gene Ontology annotation, molecular function: guanyl-nucleotide exchange factor activity; protein binding.